Messenger RNA from Austrofundulus limnaeus, 2311 nucleotides. RefSeq names its product potassium channel, subfamily K, member 18 (gene kcnk18). The transcript has 3 exons. Gene Ontology annotation, molecular function: potassium ion leak channel activity; outward rectifier potassium channel activity. The record is from RefSeq and is a predicted model, not a curated record. NCBI's taxonomy places the organism in Eukaryota, Metazoa, Chordata, Actinopteri, Cyprinodontiformes, Rivulidae. Gene Ontology annotation, biological process: stabilization of membrane potential; potassium ion transmembrane transport. Gene Ontology annotation, cellular component: plasma membrane. The coding region runs from base 25 to 1218 and encodes 397 amino acids.
CCGCCGCGGGAGAGGAGCGUCAASAUGACCACGUUAGCGAAGGGAAGGCGAGGUGUUGAAAAAACGUCUAAAACUUGUGCGGCAACUUUCUGGAAAGUCUUUCCUCACCUGACGCUGUGCGGCACCCUGGUCCUGUACGCCACGCUGGGCGCGCUCAUCUUCCAGCUGAUUGAAGGACGCAGCGCAUCCAGCCAUGAAGAAGAAUACAACACUUUCCUGGAGAGGGUGGUCGAGGAGGUCCAGAGGGACACCAAUACUGGCUGCAACACAACAACAAUAGUGGAAAAUGUGAAGGGAAGGAUGGAAAAUUUCUCCUUAGUGUGGCUCCAGAGUCCCAGCAGAUGGACCUUUGCUGAAUCCUUGUUCUUCUGCUGCACAGUUUUCACCACAGUUGGGUAUGGAGAGAUCUAUCCAGUUACUCUGACUGGUAAGGUGGUCUGUGUCAUCUACGCCUCGGUGGGGAUUCCUCUCAUGCUUCUUGUCAUUCUUGAUGUGGGGGAUUUUCUUGCUUUGGUGAUGUCCAGGGCCUACAGCAAAUUCCACAAACUCUGUAAAGCUUUCCGCUCCUACACCUGGCCACCACGGAAGUCUUGGAAGAGAGAGGCGGAUUCAGACUUCCAGAACCUGGAGGGCGACGGAUUUGCUUUGGGCCAGGACAUCGUCAUCUGUAAACCCCUCGACAUCCGGCAAGUGAUGCACAGCCAGGCUGACGUUCGAAACAAGUCCAUCCGUCUUCAAAAGAACAAAGGCAUAUUUGAAAAGAUUAUUGCAAGGGAAGAUUUAGUGAGGAAAAGCCCACUGCUCCGGUCCAUCUCCUGUCCAGAACUAGAACGUCCAUAUAAAUUUCCCAUAUGGGACUUUUCAGGAUUAGGUGAUGGAAUGGAAACGUUGGAUGUUCCCUUUCUACUGAUUCUUUUUGUUGUAACUUUAUACAUUUGCUUAGGUGCAAAUGUCUUGACAAUGUGGGAAAAGAGUUUCCUUGGAUUUGAUUCAUACUACUUUUGCUUCAUCACACUGACUACCAUUGGGUUUGGCGACAUUAUACCCAAACAUCGAGAAUACUUUAUGCUUAUUUCCCUUUUUAUUAUUAUUGGCAUGGCCAUCAUGUCCAUGGCUUUCAAGCUCAGCCAAACAAGAAUUGUAAGCGUUUACCGUAAGUGCAUCCARUUUAUAAGCAGAGGAAAUGCUGAGAAGUUUGAUACAGAAAAGAACAAUUAGGUGGUUUUAUAAUUUUCUGCAUCACGUGAAGAGUCGGAACAGAAACCUGUAGAAGACUGAUUAAAUGUAAYCUUUAAAUUCAGGAGGUAAAAGCAAGAGUAUAAUAAUAAUUUUCUGAGAGAAUCUUUUGCCCAGUAGAGCACUAUUUCACAGCUAAAAUCCUCUCAGCGUGCCGCGCUACACAGAAAAACGUAAACCAGUUCAGUUGAAGCCCAGUUUUAUGUGGUCUAAUUCAAUUCAGUUCAAUUAGUCAUAUUACAAUUCAUAUAUUUACAGUAAAAAAUAAAUCCAGAUGAAAUCACACAGGAUGGGCUGUGGUGUUUGCGGACAACAUUUUGACCUAUAAUGAGAGUAGGAGGCAGGUGGAAGAGAGAACAAAGAGGUGGAUGUGUGCUCUGAAGAGAAGAAGAAGGAAACUCAAACAGACGAGGGCUGAAACUUUUCCUUGAAUAAUAAGAGUAAUUCGAUUACUAAAAAUCCAAGAGGCAAAUUAUCUGCCUCGAAGCUUCAUAAAAUAGAAAAUAUAAUGUUGUAAUCAGUGCACUUUUGUCUGACCAGAAUGUUAGCGCUUCCGCUACAGUUGGUGCUGCUGUUGAAGCAUGAAUACUAAGUGCUAUAUUUAGCUGCAGAAGGAGACGAAGAGUCCCAAAAUGAAGCGUUCAGAAAACGACAGAAACUGUAAAAAGCAUGGGAAUAUUUUAAGCUAAACAGAAAAGACUACCACGCGCUGCACGCCCUCUAUGUUUCUGCAAUGGAACAAAAACAGCUGAUGCAUGUACCGAAUGCAUUCCGAGUUAACAACAGGUUGUUUACAUUCCCUUUGUAAAAUACGUUUAUCUGAAACAGUGAUAAUCUGUUACAGAUGUAAAAGCAGGUAUAUUCUCUAAUAUUACAUGUACUGACUAAUCAYAGCAGCUACCUGGCAGAGUAUUAUUUCACAGUGUGUUUAUCACACAGUUGUGUGAUGAAAACAAGACUUACUGUACGUGUGUCAAAUAUACAUAAAAUUACAGCAACAUAGAUAUGAAAUAUGGAGAGCUGUUUCAUUCAAAAUGAAAUAAAUAAACAAAUAAAUAUGGUAUUUUUAUUUUAU